AUGCAUUUUAACAAUUAAAUAUGGGCCAUUUUAUGGAAGAAUAUGAAGAUGACCAAUAUGAAAGAAUUUGGUAAAGAGCUCUUUAUACCAUCAAUAACAGUGUUCGUGUUAUUGAUGGUAUAGAAAGGUGAAUAAGGUACAGGUAAAUUGUUCAUGUCAAUUUUGGUACCUGUUUACAUUCCAUCUUGUUUUGUUGGAUUAUGUAGAUAGUUGUUAGUAGAAUAUGUUAAUGAGAAAUCAAAUAAAUAUAGAGAUUUAUAUAAAGUAUAUAAUUGUAAUCUUAAAAUUAGAUUAUGGGUAUGAAGUUGUAAAAUUAUAGAAUAGCAUGGUUUAUUACAUAUAUAAUAAAGAGUUUAAUUAUAGGUUCAUUGAUACUCAUAACAUUAUUGUAUAAAAUGAAUUUCCAAUAAUCACUUGAAAUAGUGUUUUGCUUUAUGUUAUUUAUUUUGGCUUAAGUUGGAUAGACUUUAUUAUUAUCUACAUUUUUCAGUAACUCUUAAUUAGCUGGAGAAUUUGGAUCAUUCUUUUAAACAAUCCUAUCUACAUUCUAUUUUGCAUCUUUAUAUUAAAUGGAAUAUUUGGUUUUUAUUUGUCCAUAAUCAAUUAUUUCAUUUUACUUGAUGAAUAUAUUAGAUAAUAAUAAUGUAGAAAAUAUUACUUUUUAUUGUAUUCUAAGUUUAUCAAUCCAUCUUUUAGCUUAUUAUUUUUUAUUUAAUCUAUUAGAAGAAGAAUGCAUGAAGAGUAGGAAAUGUUUAUGGAGAAGAUAGAAUAAGACAGAUUAUGUUUAAUUAGAAGAUCAAAUGGAGGUAAUAAGUAGAAUAUAUAAAGAUGAGAAGAUAAUAUGAUGAAGAGGGUUUAGCAUUUACAUCUAUUGAAAUUGUGAAGUUAUUUAAGUAAUAUGGUGAUGUAGUUGCUGUUGAUAAUUUGAAUCUAAAAAUCUAUUCACAAUAAAUACUUUGUAUUUUAGGAUAGAAUGGUGCUGGUAAAACUACUAUUCUUAAUAUAUUAACUGGAUUAUUAGAAAAAACUAGUGGCAAGAUUUUAUAUUUUGGUAAGAGUUUUGAUAAGAAAAGAGAUGAAAUAUAAAAAUUAAUUGGAUUUUGUCCAUAAGAGAAUUUAUUGUAUGAUUAAUUAACUGUAUAUGAAACAUUACAAUAUUAAAGUAUGAUGAGAGGAAUUGAUUCAAAUUCAGAUAUUGAUAUGUGGUUAAAUCUAAUGUAAUUACAACAAUAUUCUAAUUAUAAGACUCAUGAAUUAAGUGGUGGAAAUAAACGUAAAUUAUAAAUUGCCUUAGCUUUGGUUGGAGGUUCUUAAAUUAUAUUUCUUGAUGAACCAACUGCCAGUAUUGAUCCUGAAUCCAGAAGAUAAAUUUGGAAAAUAUUGAAAGAUAUCAAAUAAAUUAAUAAAACACUUAUUUUUACUACUCAUUUUUUAGAUGAAGCUGAAGAAUUGUCUGAUCGUAUAGCUAUUAUGAAAUAAGGAUAAAUUAAAAUUUAUGGAUCUUCAGAAAAUAUAAAAAAAGAAUUAGAAGUAGGAUUUACAUUAACUUUUGGGAAUAUUUAAUCAUCUGAAUAAUAAUCACAAAUUAAAUAAUUAUUUAAUGAAUUAGAAUGUUCAAGUGGAUCUCAACUUGAAUAUGACAAUAUUAAAUAUAUCCUCAAUUAAAAUCAACUAUUUUCAAUUGUUGAAAGAGUUUAUGAAUUGAGUAACACAUAAAAUAUUAAAAUACAAUUAAUAUAAAAUACUUUAGAAGCAGCCUAUUUAAAAUUAAAUAAAGAUAAUUUAGAGGAUGAUAAAAUAAUCAAAGAAUACUCAUUCCCAAUAAAAUCUACAAAUGAUAUUAAAACUAAAUAAUUAUUCUAAAUAUCUGCUUUAUUAUAUAAGAAGUAUUAUGUUCUCAAAAGGAAUUUUGCUUUGUAAUUGAUGUUAAUCUUGCCUAUGCUUAUCUUAUUAUUAGCUUAUCUUUUUGGAUACCAAUUAUUAUAAGGUUAAACAUAGAUAUAAUUAUUUGUAUCUCUAUUUAUAUCACAAUCAUUCAGCCUUAAUUCAUCUAUAUUUAUAAAUACACCAAUACUUGAAAGAGAACUCAAAAUUAGAUAAUAAUUAAAAUAAAUGGGUAUGUCUUAAUUUACAUACAUAUUUGGAACAUUCCUUGGAGAUUACUUUAUUAUUUUAAUUCUAACUAUAUUCAUAUAUAUUCUAUCACUCUAAAUUGAAAUGCUAUUAUCAUCAGAAUAAUUGUUAAUUACUUUAAUUUUAUUUGGAUUAUCAAUUAUUUCAUUCUCUUAUGCAGCAUCCUUUAUGUUCAGUUCAAAUCAAAGUGCUAUUAAGAUAUUCCCUGUUUUUAAUUUAUUAUUUUGCUAUUUUCUACCAUAAAUGAUUGAACUUCAACUUCAAAAUCAAUUUACUGAAUUAUUUGCAUACAUGUUCCCUCUUUAUGCCUUAAAUUUAGCAUUAAAAGAUGAUAGACAAGAUUAUUCUAUAUAUUUUAUAGUCUAAUUCAUCUUUUAUAUGUUUCUAUAUUAUAUUUUAGAAAAACAAUUUAUUUUAUUCGAAAAUAGAUAGGAUUUAUAAGAUAGGAACAAUAAGUUAUAAAUUCAAAAUAUUCAAUUUGGAUAUACUCAAAAUAAACAAGUAUUGAAAUCAAUUGAUCUUUAAUUGUCUCCAUAAAAGAUAUUAUCAUUACUUGGUCCUAAUGGAGCUGGUAAAACUACACUCAUUCAAUUAAUUACUGAUUGUCUUAAAUCGAAUUGGGGAAGCAUAAUGUAUAAUGAAAAUACGAUUAUUUCAUCUUGUUAACAAUCUUAAGGUUUAUGGGAAGAUUUAACAGCUGAAGAAAUUCUGUAUUUAUUUGCUAGGAUCAAAGGAAGUAUUAGAAAUGUAAAGAAUGAAAUUUCAUAAAUUUUAAGAAUACUUUCUAUAAAAGGUAAAAUUGUUAAUAUGUCUGGUGGUCAAAAGAGAAAGGUUGCUUUGGCUAUAAGUUUGAUUGGAGAUAGUAAUAUAAUUAUACUUGAUGAACCAUCUAAUGGUCUUGAUCCAAUUUCAAGAAGAAAUCUCUAAAAUAUGAUCUAAGCUCAUGUCUAAAAAAGAAAUAGUUCUAUAAUAUUAACUACUCAUGAUAUGGAUGAAGCUUAAUAUUUAAGUGAUAAUAUAAGUUUUAUAAUCAAUGGAUAAUAGCCAUUUCCUUAAUAAAGUGUUACAUAAUUAAUUGAAUAAUAUGGUAGUGGAAUCUUGUUAAGUAUUAGAGUUAAAAAUAAAGAGGCUUUAGAUUAAGUGAUUUAGGCAUUUCCAUAAAAUCAAAAAGAGGGAUUAUUGAUUGUCAUCAAAUUGGGAAAUGAUUAUGAUGUUCCUUAAACAAUUAGAAUAUUGAAAAAUUUAUGUUAAGAAGAUUUAAUUGGAUCAUUUACUAUAAAAUAAGCAAAUUUGGAAUAGGUUUUCUUGAGACAAUGCCGAAAAUAAUAUAAUGAAGAUUGA
Molecule: messenger RNA, 3474 nt
Organism: Paramecium pentaurelia
Lineage: Eukaryota; Ciliophora; Oligohymenophorea; Peniculida; Parameciidae
Source: the annotation of a GenBank genome assembly